AUGUUGUCUCACAUCAUUGAGUAUCAAUGUCAAUACACAGACCAGAUAAGAAAAAAGCACAAGACUUGGCAUGAUGGGAAAUUAAAAUAUUUCCAAUUGAAUAAUCGAUUCAUGCUUUACACUGAAACUGAUAAUGUUCUCUUAGCUACAGAAUUUACCACCAGUGCAAAGGAUAUCAAGAAUUAUUUAGAUCCUGCUGGAUUUGACGUCAUAGAGCAUCAGAUCUUCAGUAAAUUCAUCGUUAUAAUAUCUGAAGUCAUCUCAGAAUAUGAUAAAGAAGUACAUCUUACUCGAGCUAGACCCAUCAAUGGUGCUUCAACUGCAGUAUGCUCUCAACACUCAGGAACUAUUAUUGAUACUAACAAGGCAGUACCUUUGUCUUUGGGAGGCAAAACUGCAAUACCUAUUGAACGAAAAGUUGCUAAGAAACGACAAUUAAUAACAACGGACCAAGAUAUAAACAAGAAUACAAAUGAGCUUGCUUUAAAAUUUAACAAACCAUUCAAGCCACCCAGAUUGAUAGCAGACAGAAAAGAUACAACUCCAUUAAAGCCAAAUAGGCCAAGCAUAAGAGAUAGUCAUAGGGUAAAACUGGACAAUCCGCCUCUGCCGGAGAGUAAACCCAUCCAAAAGAAGAUAAAGAAAAUCACUACAGUACAAAAGCCAGAAACUCAUUCCCCAAAGCAUGAUAUCAUUGAAAUCAUAGAAGAUGUUAUUCCAAAGGUCGAGGAGUCACCACCAGUCCCAAAGAUCAAGAAACUUAGACGCAUACCAACAACUGGAAGUAAGAGAAUAAAAACAAUUCAUCAUAUAGCUAUUCAUUUAUAA
Naumovozyma castellii is the source of this 828-nucleotide messenger RNA. RefSeq names its product Mte1p (gene MTE1). The transcript has a single exon. The coding region runs from base 1 to 828 and encodes 275 amino acids. Lineage: Eukaryota; Fungi; Ascomycota; Saccharomycetes; Saccharomycetales; Saccharomycetaceae. The record is from RefSeq and is a predicted model, not a curated record.